Molecule: messenger RNA, 2427 nt
Organism: Anopheles bellator
Lineage: Eukaryota; Metazoa; Arthropoda; Insecta; Diptera; Culicidae
Exons: 3
Coding region: 175-621 (148 amino acids)
Source: RefSeq, a predicted model, not a curated record
UCCAGGGCGUGCCCGUGUCGUUUGCUGGUAAACGUCAUCAAAUCUGUUGAUCUGUUUGCAGGUUUGGCUUGUUGCUCCAUUGCCAUUCAUGCGAACUGCUGCUUUUAUUUAAGACAUCCCGCUUUGAAUAGUUUUUUUGUGUUACGUGUAUCCACUAUCAACGAAUCGUACAGCAUGGACUUUUCGGCGUUAUUGUCCUGUAUUCUGCUAAUAACGGCGAUGAUGGGUAUUUGUAAUGCCCACGAAUGUUACGUUUGUUCUAACCAGACCGGAAACACCGCAAAAUGCUUAAACACGGUUAAGAUUUGCGAGCAAGGCGAAGACGCCUGCCUUACCGAGAUCAGGUGGGGCAGCAUGCCGUACUUUUCGCUGGGCGCUCAAAAACAGUUCUACGUAUCGAAGCGUUGCGCUAAGAAGGAGAUAUGUCAGCGCAUCCGCACAAAGCACAUGCCGUACUGUACGCAUAUUUGGUACGAAGACUGGACCUGUUCGGCGUGCUGUUUAGGUGAUCGAUGUAAUUAUUAUGUCAUCAGCGACGCUCCGCAUUCGAUAUCGUUCUCGUUGAAGCUGUUUGCUGCGUCCUUAGUCACGCUCUUUGUCCGCAAUGUUUUGCAAACCUGAGCCAAAAUAGACCGGUAGAACGAAUAUAGUGGAGCGCGAGGGAUAACACAUGUGCCUUCAGCAAUAUAACGCCUGCUAAUGGGAAAUCUAUUUUAACAUUCACAACAUUUCUGCUUACACGAAUCCGUCCAAUGCCGAUGUAGUAUCAUAUCAACAGCAUUCAUGUAAAUCGCAGUAUUAGAUUAUGUGAAAUUUUAUGUUUAUAUUUGUAUUAUUUCGUACUCUUACCAUUCCAUCCAACGUUGAAUUAAUUAAAAAAGCAAUUAUGUAACAACAUAAAAUAUGAAAUCGAAACGAAUCUCGAAGCCACACCAGGUAGCGAACAGCUAGGUCUAAGUGUUCGAUAAGAGCUAAACUGAGAGUACAAUGUUUACACGAAAUCAAAAACUGUUUCCCUUUGUAGAUCCUUCUAUUUUGUUAGCUGUCUCUUAAUGUCGAAUGGUGGAACUUGGUUUGUCUCAUACUUUGAAUUUUUCCUUUAUUCCAUUUUAAGAUAAUAACUAGAUUUACAGAGAAGAAAAUAACCUCUUCUAUUUUAACUUUUUGACGCGAACGGUAGAUCGACGCCAUCAACAGAACUUGCUUAUUAAUAUGAACGAUACAAUCUCAAACAGAUUUUUUAUAUAAAGCAUGUAUUCAAAACACAAAUACACAACCUACGCAUAUUGCGAAGGCAAGAAGGUUUACAUAGUUUCAUGUCCUUGAAAACAGUCACGAUGUCAUAGCAACAGUUUACGUAGCACAAAAUGAAGUGUCACUUGCACCACCGAGUGAUGUCCAUAAAGGGUGGAUGCUGAACCAAGUGUCUUUAAUAAGAUAGAUUUUUUUUUAAUACAAAUCCGUGCUGCAAGAAAAAAGAACUUUGGCAGUAUCUUAUAAACUUAUAAAAACGGUCCGGUAAAUUAUAAAACGGUAAAUCUUAUAAACGGUCCUAAACACAAGUAAACACUACUGAUCAAUCGCCUAAGACCACCUACAAACUGGCUGUAGCAGCCGCUAGCUCAAUGAGCUAUACCGCUGCUUAGGAGUGCAGGGUCUAGCUAUUUUUUUCAAUUACUUCUUAUAGAACCGACCUUGACGCUGGACUUCGGUGCAUUAAAAUCAUUAAUCAUGAACGACACCGAGUCGAGCUAAAUGACGAUUUAGUAUCUGUUGUAUCCGUUUUCGGUCGGUCGUUAGCGAGCGGCAAAAUGUGGUGGUAGAGCGCCCACCGCUUUGCGGGUGUGAGUAGCAAUUAAAUGUAAAUAAAUACAAACAGAUAAAUCGUUUCACGAUCUUUGAACCGUUUUAUUUCGAUAUUCAUGACCUAGUCUGGUGGUUUAUGUAUGCAUCAUGCUCUAAAGUAGAUUACCUUGUUCGUGGAAGAGAGUGAGGUACGUAGUGACAAACGCUGACAACAUGUAAAUGAGCGCAAGAUCGUGAUUACAGUGUUAUACAUAAACAAGAAUGUUAUUUUGAUUUUCGUUGAAUUCGUGCGAAGCAGCAAAACAGCUUAGCCUAGCUUUCAUUGAGCAGUGCAUUUAUUCGUCUUUAAAUAGGUUUUAAAAGAAUUACAAUUACCAGCAAAAGUAAGCUCGCAGUUGGUAUAGCCUUCACAGGAACGCCUGUCGCUAAGCUAGAUUCGGUUAUCACAUUGACUUUCGAUCCAAUAAGCAAUGCUAGUGAACAGUGGCGAUAAUGUGGGGUAAACGAGGUGCUUGCGAACAAUGAUCUUAACCUUGUUUGAUUCACGGAAAUUCUCAUUGAAGAAAAUGGAUAUAGAGCGUCCAACGUCUCAAACACAUGCCAAUGCUGAUCGCUGUUUAA